GGUAUAACUGCCGUACAUAUUUCUUUCAGUUAAUAUGUUCUAUAAUUUCCACACAUAUUAUUUCUGUCGUUUUAACAUGUUUUUGUUAUGUUUGUUUAAAUUAAUUCAUGCAUAUUGAGUGCUUAUGUGAAGUAGGAACUAAAGUACAUAUGCGUUACACACGGACAUUUUUGAAAGGUGCAACAGGAAACAACGGACUUUUGGUGAGAAGUUAAUAUCUCUGCAUGUGGAUUUAAAGUUAUAAAGAAGUUGCAAAGAAGAAAAGAUGUUUUUCAUGUUUGUAUUUUGAUCGGGGGAUUUCAUUCCCUCUUGGUUAUAUGCAGCCAGCGAGACAAGAAGCUGCUGCUGAGUAUGCACAUGCACAGGCUGUAUUGAAAAUUAUGUGUGAGCAAGAAGGCCACCAUGUAGAACUCCAAAGACUUGAAGCUGAGGAUAAGUUGAUAGUUGCAGACCAAGAAGCAGCUGCAUCUACUCGCCGUCUUCAAAGAGAAAAGGAAGAAAUUGAACGCAAGAUAGAAAGAGAGAGACGAGAGGCUGCUCUGUUAAAGAAACAGCAUGAAGAGAACGCUGCAAGAAAAAGUGUUACUGGUUUACCUCUCAGACUGGAGACAAUGAGUGAUUUGGAGGAAAAGGGGGACAGAUCAGAGUCUCCAGGAUCCAGCUCUCUGGCCAUGAAAGGAAAACCUCCAGACCUCAGUAAAGAACCUGGACCCUCAGACACAAAAGAGAGGAAGAGGAGUCCUGUUUCUGUGGAGGAGCAGCCGUCCUGCUGUGCUUUGUGUCAGGACGUCCUGAAGGAUCCGGUCUCCACCAGCUGUGGACACUGGUUCUGCAGACGGUGCAUCACCUCAUACUGGGACCAGUCUGCUUCAUCAGGAGACUCCUCCUGUCCCCAGUGUGAAGCAGAUAGUGGUCUGCAGGAGGUUUUAGAUGAACAUAAGAUCAGUCUGAGGAGGAGAUGUGAACGUGUGACUGAAGGAAGUGAUGAAACAGGAAGUGGAACCCUCCUCAACAGGAUCUACACUGAGCUCUACAUCACAGAGGGACAGAGUGAAGAGGUUAAUACCCAACAUGAGGUGAGGCAGCUUGAGACAGCUUCCAAGAUGGAGACCCUCCAUGACACUCCAAUCAAGUGCCACGACAUCUUUAAAGCCUUACCUGGCCAACAGGGACACAUCAGAGUCGUUCUGGCGAGCGGCGUCGCUGGCGUUGGAAAAACCUUCUCGGUGCAGAAGUUCACUCUGGACUGGGCAGAGGGCUUGGAAAACCAAGGCGUCAGUCUGCUGAUUCUGCUUUCGUUCAGGGAGCUGAACCUGAUCAGAGAUGCGUGGUACAGUCUUCUCGAGCUGCUCCAUGUUUUCCAUCCAACAUUACAGAAGGUCACAGCAGAGAAGCUCGCUGUCUGGAAACUUCUGUUCAUCUUUUGACGGCCUGGAUGAAAGCAGACUUUCACUGGAUUUCCACA
Molecule: messenger RNA, 1465 nt
Organism: Siniperca chuatsi (mandarin fish)
Lineage: Eukaryota; Metazoa; Chordata; Actinopteri; Centrarchiformes; Sinipercidae
Product: pre-mRNA-splicing factor CWC24-like
Exons: 5
Coding region: 318-1427 (369 amino acids)
Source: RefSeq, a predicted model, not a curated record